CUCAAAGGUCUCUCUUUUGAUGCAACCAUACAGAUCGGCGAAUUGCGUGAUCGAGUACAGGAGACGCUGUACCAAGUGGCUCGUGAAACACACCCAGCUGUUGCGCCAGCAUCCAGAUUCGGCAAUUUGCUUCUGCUUUUCCCUUCGAUAACAGUUACUUUUUACCAGAAUUAUUUGGAGCACCAAUUUUCCGGAAUUGUUGAUCGUACAAUAGACGAGCUGGUGGAACCGCUCAGAGCACUGAAACUUACAGAUGAAGAAGCAGCACUGCUGAAGGCAGUCAUCGUCCUAAACCCUAAUCUCAAAGGUCUCUCUUUUGAUGCAACCAUACAGAUCGGCGAAUUGCGUGAUCGAGUACAGGAGACGCUGUACCAAGUGGCUCGUGAAACACACCCAGCUGUUGCGCCAGCAUCCAGAUUCGGCAAUUUGCUUCUGCUUUUCCCUUCGAUAACAGUUACUUUUUACCAGAAUUAUUUGGAGCAGUUUUUUUUUUGA
This is a messenger RNA of Gongylonema pulchrum, 495 nucleotides long. NCBI's taxonomy places the organism in Eukaryota, Metazoa, Nematoda, Chromadorea, Rhabditida, Gongylonematidae. The record is from the annotation of a GenBank genome assembly.